Molecule: messenger RNA, 2016 nt
Organism: Aspergillus steynii IBT 23096
Lineage: Eukaryota; Fungi; Ascomycota; Eurotiomycetes; Eurotiales; Aspergillaceae
Product: F-box protein
Exons: 1
Coding region: 1-2016 (671 amino acids)
Molecular function (GO): protein binding
Source: RefSeq, a predicted model, not a curated record
AUGGCCACCACCCUCCCCACCGAACUCAUCCAAUCCAUUCUCCUCCAAACCGACCCCGAAACGUACCUCUCCGCGCACCAAACCUGCCGAUCCUGGCACCACGCCUCCUCCACCCCUUACAUGAUCCAGCGCAUCCUGGCACAGAUCCCGGGGUCUCUCGUCCCCCCAACAGACCACCUGACGCCCGAACAAUGGAGCGCGUAUUUCGCGCAGACCGCCCGUCUCAACCUCCUCCGCCGCCGCCACCACGUCGUAAAGUCCGUCGCGCCGCGGCUCCUGCCGCCCAACUGCACGGGGACCACGGUUCGCGGCGCCUCCGGUGACGGCCAGACGGUGGUUGUGCUGAGGGGCGCGCAGGUCCUCGUAUAUCGGGCUGCAGACACGUCAGCGUCAGUGUCAGUGUCAGCUCCAGCUUCAGCUCCAGAGGCAGAUGCAGAGCCACAGCUAGAAGGGGAAGUCGAGCUGGGCCCCGAACCAGCCGAGACCUUCUCGCUCGCGUCCUCGCUGUACCCGCACUGGACGUCCGUCUGCCGUGCGCUGAUGGACCGCUCCAACGCGGGCUGUGCCGUGAACCAGCGGACCUCGAAGCACCGGGUGGCCGUGUCGUCGGGGGGAGAGUUUGUCGCCGUUGCGCUGGGCCGCGUCAUUCAGGUGUACGAGCUACACUCCUCUCGCUCUCCACGCACUCGCGCCUACCAGGCAGACAGCGCCGCAGCCAGCAGCGCAGACAGAGCACCGCCCGCCGAACACGUCCUGGGCCAACGCACCUCGCACGGGGCGUUCGCGCGCGCGCCCACAGACGCAGACGGAUAUGAGGAUACCGACGGGGUGGUGGAGGGGCUGGAGUUCGUGGAGAACGAUACCCUGCUGCGCGUGGCGAUCGGGAAGGAAUCGACGGUUCAUCGGCCGACGAGGGUGCGGUAUCUAGGGUGUCCGGAUAUCGUGCUGGGGGGUCGGGGUCUCGAUCUGAGCUACUGGCGACGGGCGCUUAACACGGUGUAUUUGGAUUCCGCGGCGCUGGGAGUCUCCCUGGCCAGGGAUGGGGAUGCGAGGUGUCAGUUCCGUGGGUUGAGGUUGUUGGAUGAGAAGAUGGGUUUGCAAUCAGAGCCUACACAUGCAAAGCCAGGAGCAGACGCAGAGCCCUCCCCCGGAACUGAAAGUGAAAGAGAGAUCCAAUCUCGAUACUUCCUCGCCUCCCUGCAAACCAACGACAUCGACACCUACUGCCUCGGCCUCGCCACAUCCUCCUCCUCACCCUCUACCUCCUCUUCGUCCAUAUCCGUGACCAUCACCCGCCUCCUCCCAUCCAUCUACUCCCGCCCAGCCAACCUCAUACCCACCACGCCCCAAACCAAAGACUACCCAUGCCUAUACCCAUACCCUCACGAGUCAGACCCCUCCCUCACCGACUCCCUAUCCCACCCUCAAUCCUUACCCCAGACCCAGAAUGGAACCAACCCCAACCCCAACCACAAACCAACAACCAGCUAUACCUACAACCUCCAAACGACCCUCCCGCGCUUCACAUCGACGAACCUCCCCUCGGGGACCUUCUCGUCCCCUCUCUUGGCCGUCUCCCCGGACGGCCAGAUCCUCGCCAUCUACGAGCCCGACCACGCGUGCUGCGUCGUCGAGGGCGGCGCUUUAUAUAUCUGCUCGAUUGGGGAAUGCGAGAGCGUUUAUCGGCCUGGGUUGGGUCCUCGGUCUCAGUCUCAAUCUAAAUCCGAAUCUGGAUCUGGAUCUGGAUUUGAACUGGAACGGGGGGAGCUCGGACAAGGACAAGGACAAGGACAAGCGGAGAGAAGGAAUACCGCUAUCGAUGACAGCGAUGUGAAUGCUCUCGCCAACGGGGAAAAGGGAAAAUACCCACCCCGCGAGAUCAUCCCGUCGUGGCCGUUCCUGUUGGAUCGGGUGAGUGUGGAUGUGGAGAGUAUUGCGGUGACGAGGGAGCGAGGCGGGCAGAGGUAUGUGGUCACGGCGGUGGCGGGGGAUGAAGUGAUGGAGUGGGUUUUUUGA